Neodiprion virginianus is the source of this 2454-nucleotide messenger RNA. RefSeq lists its product as uncharacterized. The record is from RefSeq and is a predicted model, not a curated record. The transcript has 11 exons. Gene Ontology annotation, molecular function: molecular adaptor activity. The coding region runs from base 208 to 2151 and encodes 647 amino acids. NCBI's taxonomy places the organism in Eukaryota, Metazoa, Arthropoda, Insecta, Hymenoptera, Diprionidae. Gene Ontology annotation, cellular component: nucleus; cytoplasm.
UUGCCUGUCUUCUGUCACGUAAAAAAUUUACGAAUUUUACUCCGUGAAGCCGUAUUGUCGGCUCGUAAAAUAUUGUUUUCUUAUAGUACGAGCCUCAGUGGUUCAAAUCGGUGUCUCCAAGACGAAAUGUGCUCUUCAAUACGCCUUAUUCUCAUUAGAAACAAAUAAUUUUGAGACUCAUUUCACCUUUGAUCAGCGUUUUCAACAAUGUCGCAUGAAAUAUUGCAUCUUCUAUGCAGCCCCAUGAAGCUUGAGCGAGAUCAGGCAAUAUCUGAAUUAAAUAAAACACUGCCAGCUUCGAGCCAAAGUACUGUGCAACAAUUCAAAAAUGCCUUAAUUGCUACAGCUACAAACAAAGAGGCGCCGUGGGAGACAAAAUACGGCUGCUUAUUAGGCACUAAAAUAGUUGUUAGUUAUCUUAACAUAGAAAAUGAAGACGAUCAACUAUUUAUAAAUAAAUAUAAGGACACCGCUCUGCAGUACCUAGUUGACGAUGAGCCACGAGUUCGAAUAGCCGCCGGGGAAGUACUGGGAGUACUUUGCGCUAAAGCAGGCCCUCUCUUGUAUUCUGAGAUAAAAACAUCCCUUGUUAAUCUCCUAUCGAGUCAAAUUGAUUCUCAGAAUACAGAUCAGCAACAGAUUAUGCAUAAAAUUGCAUCCAGCUCGGACACAGGUGGCUCGUCAACCGCUUUAGAAACAACUUUAAAAUGUCUACAAAAUAUUGCUGAAGGAUGUGGUCAUGAAUUUCAACCAUUCAUUGACUCUGAGAUGUUGAAUUUGGUGUUUCGGAGCACCAAGCACUCCUGUCGUUUUGUUAGAGAAGCUGCAUUUUAUCUUUGUGCUUCUUUAGUUACUAACGCAGUGGACGAAUAUGAUUAUGGCGAGUGUGACAACACUGUUAUCAAUACAUAUGGCAAUGAGUUUGCCCAUAAUUUAUCAUCUGGCCUAUCGGACAACUGGUCGCAAGUUCGCUUGGCAGCCAGUGUUGCAACUAGAAAGUUUUUGGUUGCCUUACCUAUGGCCAAGUCUAGGGAAGCAUAUUAUCCUGAACUUUUACCAAAGAUUUGUUUAAACAGGUACUACGUAGCUGAGGGAGUUAGAAAUUAUUCACAAGAAACCUGGAGACAAGUUACGGGUCCCGACGGAAAAGUGCUAGUAGAAAGAUUUGUGAACGAAACAGUCAAUUAUUACAUAAAGACAACAGAAUGUGAUAAUCAUGCAGUUAGAGAGGCAGCUUGUUCAUGUAUCGCAGAAUUAGCAACAAAAAUUGAUUCAGAAUGUGUUCGGCCACAUGUUCAGCGCCUAUUAUCUACCCUUGGUAUUUGUUUUCAAGAUGAUUUCUGGCCAGUUCGCGAUGCUGCGUGCUUAGCUUGCGGCAGCUUGAUACAGUCUUUUCCACAAGAAUCUCAAAAGGCUCUUCCCACUUUGUAUCCUAUGUUUUUUCGGAAUUUGGAAGAUCCGAUUGCAAGUGUGCGCCAAGACGCAGCUAUCGGACUAAGUAACACAGUCAGAGCUUAUGGUGCUUCAGCUCUGGCUGAAAUUCAGCCGAGAAUGGUAGCGGGAUUGAAUGGUGUCAGAAAUCAGCCAGACUCUAGUCUUCUAUUUUCAGAGCCUAACUCUAAGCUAAAUACAAAUUAUACAAGUACUCGUAAGUGUCCGCAAGUUGCAGAUCCCACUGAUGAUGUACCAAUGUAUGAACAUAACAGAAAUACUGACUUGGCUCACGUGAGGCGUAAACCAAGCGAGCCAUGGGAGCUAGCGGAUGGGUGUUUACAUCUACUUGGAGAAUUAGCAAUGAUUGGAGGACCUGCAUCAAGCGUAGUGACUGAAAUUUUACCGCUUCUCGCUGAAAUUUCGAAGCUGCGUCACUACAGCAAUCAUUUGCAGCUUCUAGAAAAUUUGUGCAAAACACUUCCUAUUAUUUGUACCAGCAUUGGCAAAAAAUAUACGAAAUCUAUAGUGCAAGAUUUCUUUGAUUCAAUUUUCUAUGCACUAGAAAGUGAAAAUGCACUCACAUCUAGUGCUGCUAGUCAAUGUUUAAAUACAUUGAGCUCCCUUAUUGGUCCCUCUAUACUGCGUGCAAAGGUGCAAUCAUACAAUCCAAGCUAUCUUCAUCAUUUGGAUGCAAAUAUCCACAUAGCACCGUUAUAACACCAAAGUUAGACAAGAGAAAUUUAUACUGAACUGACCAAGUUUAGAAUUAUAAAUCAAUUUUCAAUAUCAGACGUAUAAUUGCGUGUAUUUGCUUUGUGAAACAAAUUAAUUUAUUAUACGUUUCAUAUAAUGUAUGUGUGCUUUAUGGCCAGAAUUUCAAGAGCGCCUUAAGAAUUUCCAAAUCCAUCGUCAAUUCAUACAAUUUUAAUAACUGUAUAUCUAUCAGCAUGUUCCUGUUUUACCUCUGCAUUCUACGAAUUGAAUUUUGUAAACUUUGUAAAUCUUGCUUAAUAAAAAAUA